Molecule: messenger RNA, 1170 nt
Organism: Fonsecaea nubica
Lineage: Eukaryota; Fungi; Ascomycota; Eurotiomycetes; Chaetothyriales; Herpotrichiellaceae
Exons: 1
Coding region: 1-1170 (389 amino acids)
Source: RefSeq, a predicted model, not a curated record
AUGAAGACCGGAGUCAUUCUCUCGGCCCUUGCCGGCGUGCUUUUCUCUCAAACACUCGCUGCUCCUCUUGUUCCCGCGGAGCUCGCUCGCGAGGCACAGAACCAAGAGCUCUCCUCCAAUGCCGCAACUCCCAUUGCCAAACGACUUGCUGGAACUCCAGUCGGUACUCCAAUUGCCCUUCCACUUGCUACCAACAAUGUCGCAACUCCCAUUGCCAAAACACCUGUAGGGACUCCAGUUGGUACUCCAAUUGCCAAAAGACUUGCCGGAACUCCAGUUGGUACUCCCAUCGCCCUUCCGCUUGCUACUGCCAAUGGAGCAGCCGAAGAAGAACUGGCCGCCAACAAAGUCUUCAGACGCGAGUCUCAAGAGGAUGCUAUGUCGCCAUCCGUCUUCGCGUUCGCAUACCUACAGCCUGCCGAUGAGGAUAACAGCGAACCCAUCACUGCCAACAAGAUCUUUCUAGCUCACGGCGAAUCCUCGGCCAACAAGGUCUUCAAACGUGACCUUCGGCUUGCAAAUGAUCCAGCUGAUGCUCUCUCCCCGUCUGUCUUCGCGUUUGCGUAUGUUCAGUCUGCGGAUGUGAAUGACAGCGACCUCAUCACUGCUAACAAGGUCUUCAAGAGGGGUCUCAUCAUUGCCAGCGACCCUGCCGACGGCGACGCAUCGGCGAACAAGAUAUUUCUCGCUGAUGGCGAGUCAUCUGUCAACAAGGUUUUUCUAGCUGAGGGUGAGGCUUCGGCUAAUAAGGUCUUCAAGAGACGUCUCAUACUCGCCAGCGACCCGGCCGACGGCCCGGUCUCAGCCAACAAGGGCUUUCUAGCUGAGGGCGAGGCUUCAGCCAACAAAGUCGCCAAGAGGGAUCUCAUCCUCGCCAACGACGACCUGAGUAGCGCGGGCUUCUACUCGAUCUACUGGAACGCGGCAGCUGACGAAUCCUUGGCUGAUGGUGAAGCUUCGAUCAACAAGGUCUUUCUAGCUGAUGGCGAGGCAUCGGCUAACAAAGUCGACAAGAGAGGUCUCAUCCUCACCGACAAUGACUCGAAAAGCGCGGGUUUCUACUCGAUCUACUGGAAUGCGGCAAGUGACGAAUCCCAAGAUGCCGCUGCUACUCUUCGGGGAGCUACCGCUGGUGCUGGUCCCAUCGCUGUCCCGCCUCUCGCGAAUUAA